UGCAGAGUCUUCGAGAUGAAAAAGACAGCUGCCACCCGACACAGACAACUACUACCCUGCCUGGAAGCCUCUGGGUCACAUGACCGAACGGACGUUCCGGACUACAAAAGUAGACCGGAAGUGACUAGUCGCGGUGUUUUCCUGUGCAGAGCCGUGGAGAUGAGACUUCCUCUUCGGUCCUGUCGCAUCUUCAGGAGAUUCAUCCCUCAGAAACAAACAGCAGACGCACAGAGGCGAGGCUUAAGUGGUGCAGGGAUGCGUUUGGUGCAGUUUUGUGGCAGUGGUGACAGAGAUGGCGUCAGAGUGGGAGUGGAGCAAGGUGAGGGGCUAGGUGUGGUGGAUCUAAAGGCGUUUGACCCCUCUAUGCCUUCAACGGUGAGAGAACUGCUGCAGCUGGGAGACAGAGGUCUAGAAUGUGCUCAAAGAGCACUGGCGUCUGGUCAGUUUGUGGUCGACAGAGCGAACAUACAGCUGCUACCCCCCAUUUUGGCCCCAGAGAAAGUGGUGUGUGUUGGCAUGAACUACCGGGACCACUGCCUGGAGCAGAACGCCCCCAUCCCCAACGAGCCCAUCAUCUUCAGCAAGUUCCCCAGCGCCAUAACUGGACCGUACGACGACAUUGUUCUGCCCCCAGAGAGCCAGGAGGUGGACUGGGAGGUGGAGUUGGCCUUCGUGAUUGGAAGAAGAGGAAAAAACAUCCAGGAGGAAGAUGCUCUCUCCCACGUGGCCGGGUUCACCGUGGCCAAUGACGUGAGCGCCCGUGACUGGCAGUUCAGGCGCAACGGGAAGCAGUGGCUGCUGUCGAAAACGUUUGACAGUUUCUGCCCUCUCGGACCCGCCUUGGUAACGGCUGAUGCUGUGAAAGGUGAAAGAGAACGAGGAGGAGGACGGAGGCAAUCUGAUCCUCAUAACUUGGGGAUCCGCUGCCUGGUUAACGGGGACACUGUGCAGAGCAGCAACACCGCUCAGAUGAUCUUUAAGACCGCAGCGUUGAUCGCUUGGGUCUCAAAGUUUGUGACGCUAACUCCAGGAGACGUCUUCCUGACGGGGACGCCUCCAGGUGUCGGCGUUUUUAGGAAUCCCCCCGUCUUUCUAAAGAAAGGAGACGUGGUGGAGUGCCAGAUCGAGCAGCUUGGCUCCAUCAUCAACAAAGUGAUUUAAACUCUUCAGCAGGAAACCAUGAAGGCAUCCCAGCAGUUCAAUAAACUGGUUUUUCCC
This is a messenger RNA of Fundulus heteroclitus (mummichog), 1218 nucleotides long. RefSeq names its product fumarylacetoacetate hydrolase domain containing 2A (gene fahd2a). Gene Ontology annotation, molecular function: hydro-lyase activity. The record is from RefSeq and is a predicted model, not a curated record. Lineage: Eukaryota; Metazoa; Chordata; Actinopteri; Cyprinodontiformes; Fundulidae. The transcript is spliced from 9 exons. The coding region runs from base 16 to 1161 and encodes 381 amino acids.